Messenger RNA from Bombina bombina (fire-bellied toad), 2607 nucleotides. It is a transcript of the gene PRICKLE3, whose product is annotated as prickle planar cell polarity protein 3. The transcript has 8 exons. The record is from RefSeq and is a predicted model, not a curated record. Lineage: Eukaryota; Metazoa; Chordata; Amphibia; Anura; Bombinatoridae. Gene Ontology annotation, molecular function: zinc ion binding. Bases 44 to 1684 code for a protein of 546 amino acids.
CCAGGAGACUGUGUGAGUGAACAGGAAGUGUCCCUGGGUCAGAAUGUUCCGCAGUUCCAGGAGGCGGAGGUCUCAGGUACUGGACGCCAGUAUAACAGGUGAGGGUCAGCCAUGCAAUUCCUGUACGGAACGAUGCCCGGGUUUCCUCGCACACAGAUGGAGGAAAAUCUGUCAACAUUGUCAGUGCCCGUGGGAGGAUCAUGGCAGUGCAGGAAACCCUCAGGAGUUGGAACGUUCCUUGUGCCGUUUGGUCUCAGGAACACAUCGGAACUCUGAGUGCAGCAGCAAUUCUGACAGCCCUUCGGACAAGUAUGCAUGGGUGCCCUCUGGAUUAACUCCUGAGCAGGUGUACCAGUACUUCAGCUGCCUUCCUGAAGGCAAGAUACCCUACGUACAGAGCCCUGGGGAGAGAUACAGAGUAAGACAGCUCCUCCGUCAGUUGCCCCCACAUGACAGUGAGGCCCGGUACUGCUGCUCUUUGCAGGGAGAGGAAGAAGAGGAACAGUUGACUGUUUUCAGCCAGAAACGGAGACUUGAAAAUCUGGGUCGUGGUUCUGUGCAUCCAGUCUCCGGAACCAUUAGUGGUACCGUGUGCCAGAGGUGUGGGCUUCAGAUAAAUAAAGGUGAUGUGGCAGUGUUCGCCUCCCGGGCAGGACAUGGCUCUUGCUGGCACCCACAAUGUUUCAACUGUGCCCGCUGCUCUGAGCUACUCUGUGACCUAAUCUAUUUCUACCAGGAAGGGCAGGUGUACUGUGGGCGACACCAUGCUGAGCUCAAGCGCCCUCGAUGCCUGGCAUGUGAUGAGGUGAUCUUCUCUGUAGAGUGCACUCAAGCAGAGGGGUAUCACUGGCACACGGCACACUUCUCCUGCUUUGAGUGUGAAUGUUCCCUUGGCGGACAGCGUUAUGUGAUGAGAGACAACCGCUUGUACUGCAGCUCAUGCUACGAGAGACUAUUCUCCCAGUACUGUGACAGCUGUGGAGAGAGCAUUGGUGUAGAAGAAGGCCAGCUGUCAUACAGUGGGCAACACUGGCAUGCAUCAGAGAGCUGUUUCUGCUGUAGUCACUGCAAGAUAUCCCUGCUGGGGAGACCCUUUCUGCCCCGACAAGGACAGAUCUACUGCUCACGGACCUGCAGUCAGCCUAAUAGAGGAAUCAACAGAUCCAUAACUCCCACGCAGAUCGAGAUGUGCUCUCCAAGACAGACCAGAGAUGUGGGUACCUCAACAAAUAACGACCCUGAAGGGGAGAGCUUUGGAGAGCGCAGGAUGGGGGGAGGCCAGAGGUCCUUGUCUAUGAUAGACCACUCAGGGACCACUCAGCCCUGCAAUUCUCAUGUUCCCCCCAUGCGCUCAAUACAUUCCAGUCUAAGGGGGGCUCCUUCAGAAUUUUCCCGUUCAGCACCUCAAAGACAGUCUCUUCCUGAUCUUAGCAAUCAUACCAGGUCAGCCCCGAGGGUCAGUUUUAAGCUCCCUCAAAGUUCUGAGAUCCAUACUGCCAUCAGCUUCUCUCAUCCAUCUUUCAGUUCUUCGUCCUCAUCUUCAUCUUCUGACGAUGAACAAGAAGGUUACUUUUUGGGAGAGCCUAUUCCCCUGCCACCAUUCAUGAGACCUCCAGGGUAUAUGGCUCCUCUUCCUUCAACUUCCACCCCAAAAAAGAAAGACAAGAACUGUAUCCUCUCAUGACCACAAUGUCAUGAUAUGUCAACCCAAGCUCUCCACAACACUGUUUCAUAAUGCCACCAGAUCCUCUCCAGACCACAUAUGUUAUCAUGUGUCACCCUGCUUUUCAUGACUACAGUGUAAUGAUAUGUCAACCCAACCUCUAAUGAUCACAAUGUCAUUGUGUCAGUCAACCCAACCUCCAACCUCUCCUACCCAUUUUGUCAUGGAGCCACCUUAGCCUGUUCAAAACCACAGUGUCACAAUGCCUUUCUAAACAACAUGUCAUGGCAUGUCACACCAGCUUAUACUGACCAAACUGUCAAGAGAUGUUGCCACAACUUUACUGAACUUGCACUGCUACAUAAUGCAUUUAUAUUCUCUACGGUCAUUGUUUUACCUAAUUACAAGCUGUCCCCAUCUAGGUUCCAUUUGAGAAUCCUUUUGCUUUUUGCCAGAGGAUUCUCUGUAUUGCAAAACACAUGGUGCUCCUUCAUACUGGAUGUUUGAUUUGUGCUAUACACAUAUACACUAUGCCAAAUAAUCCCAUGGAAGGUGGAAAUGUGUUGGUGCUCAUUCACUGAGCACAGUGCCCCCCAUUUGGGCAGCCUGAGUAUGCAUCCAGCAUAGUAUUUACAAAGGGACAACAGUUAUGCAGGAGGACCACUGAUAAAUCCAUUAGCAGUACACAAAAGAGCAGGUAACAAAUUAGAAAAAUACUGUCCAUGUGCUUACCAAAACAUUUUUUUUUUUGUUUUUAUGCUUUUGGUAGCAUAGCUGUAACCACUAGUAAAUGGCAUUGAAGGCAUUGUCCUUUUCAGCCAGUGAGAUACUGAUCUUUCAAAAUCAAGUGAGCACAAACCUGUAUAUCCUGGUAAAUUCAAUAUCAUUUUAAACAGCUUUAACGGUUUUCCUUUUUUCCAAAUAAAAAUAUUUUUUUCAUCUUU